UUUCAUCGGCUUUGACAAAAACUAACUUACUUUUGCAACAUCCCAAUAAUAAUAAAACCAAUAGAUAUAAUUUUUUAAUUUUUAUCGUAUUAAUAAAAUAUGGAAUUUGUUCCUGUGGUCGAAGAGGAAGGGGAUGAGCCAAUUGAAUUGCCCACGGAAAAUGAUAAAAAUUUACUUUUAUCUACUUUGCAAGCACAAUUUCCUGGUGCAUCUGGUCUAAAAUACAUAAACGAAGAAAACAAAUGCUAUCGUGGAAUCCGUUUAAAUGAUGGAAAGUUAUAUCCACCCAGUGAAAAUGGUUGGUCAGCACACAUUUAUCAUUGUGUUUUUCCAAAAGAGAACAAAAGGAAAAGUGAUGACCAGUUGGAGAACUCCACAGCCAAAACCAAACGAAUGGAGUCAAGGGCACGUUGCACAGAUCUAAUUGUAUUGGGAUUGCCAUGGAAAACAACAGAGGAAAGUUUACGUGCUUAUUUUGAAACUUUUGGAGAGGUACUGAUGGCACAAAUAAAGAAAGAUGUACAUUCCGGACAGUCAAAAGGAUUUGGGUUUGUACGAUUUGGAUCUUACGAUGUGCAAGCACGUGUUUUAUCUAAUCGUCACUCGAUAGACGGCCGGUGGUGUGAAGUGAAAGUACCCAAUUCGAAGGGAGCUCCCAAUCAAAUACCCUGUAAAGUAUUUGUAGGAAGAUGCACAGAGGACAUAACUGCAGAAGAUCUAAAGGAUUAUUUCUCAAGAUUUGGUGAAGUUACUGAUGUAUUUAUUCCUAGACCAUUCAGAGCAUUUAGUUUUGUAACUUUUCUUGAUCCCGAAGUUGCUUCAUCGUUGUGCGGGGAGGAUCAUAUUGUUAAGGGAGUUUCUUUACACGUCUCAAGUGCAGCUCCCAAGUAUGAACACCAUCGUAGUUACCACAACACAAAUCCGAGAAACACACACCACAAUAACAGCAAUGAAAAUAGCCAAAGCGGCUUGUUUAAAACGAAGGGAGGACCACCCGCAAGCAAUAGUGGAAAUAACUUUUUCAGCAAUCCGCCUGCCAACGAUGGAUCAGGUAUGUUGGUAGGAAGCAGUACAGGUGGGCCUGUAAGUCGCGAAAACUCUUAUCAGCGAGGAGGACAUAGGGGAAAUUAUAUGAUGACACAAAGUCCCAGCAACAGUAGCAACACCAGCUGCCAAAAUCGACCUCUGGACAUGCCAAACUUGCAAACGCUGGGUAUUAACCCUCAAGGUCCCUCACAAAAUAUGGGAAUGGGACUUAAUUUAAAUUCCUUACCUAUGAACACAGCCAUAUUAGCUGCUGCACUUAAUCAAUUCGGUCUAUUGGGCAAUCAACUUCAAAAUCAGGAGCAGGGUGGCAACUUUCUUUCCUGGAUGGCUCAUUCAAGCAGUGCUAACAAUAUGCUCGCAAAUAAUCCAAACAGGGGGCCAACAAACACCAAUGGUGGAAAUACCACAAAUCCAACAACAGAAGCAACUAAUUGUAAUAAUUUUGUUCAAAAUCUUAAUCCCCAGGCUAAUAAUCCGAAAUACGGCAUGUGGUCGCCUUCCAAAUGACUCGAACAAUGACAUUUCAUCAUAUUUCAUAGCAUAAAGCUUCCUGUGUCGAUCUGAUUAGCCACCUAUGUAUACAGCGUGAGGAACACAUUUUGUGGAGCCAAAACUUAACUGAAUAAACACUUAAAUUUUAAGAGAAAAUUCUAAUCUUAAUGUAUCACACACAACCAUAUUUAUAAUCCUAUUCGUAGCUGAUUAUAAAAUCCAUAUAAGCUAUACCCUUUUUCAAGCGAUAUUUGCACCCAUUAAGGCAAUUGAUUUGUGCUAUAUUUUAAACAAUAUAACGUUAAAUCUUAAAAUACAAUAAAUAUUUAUAAACGUCUACUAUAAGUA
Stomoxys calcitrans (stable fly) is the source of this 1887-nucleotide messenger RNA. RefSeq names its product TAR DNA-binding protein 43. Gene Ontology annotation, cellular component: nucleoplasm. Gene Ontology annotation, molecular function: RNA binding. Gene Ontology annotation, biological process: regulation of gene expression. Bases 100 to 1554 code for a protein of 484 amino acids. The record is from RefSeq and is a predicted model, not a curated record. The transcript is spliced from 6 exons. NCBI's taxonomy places the organism in Eukaryota, Metazoa, Arthropoda, Insecta, Diptera, Muscidae.